Molecule: messenger RNA, 2327 nt
Organism: Pseudophryne corroboree (corroboree frog)
Lineage: Eukaryota; Metazoa; Chordata; Amphibia; Anura; Myobatrachidae
Exons: 10
Coding region: 128-1528 (466 amino acids)
Biological process (GO): interleukin-15-mediated signaling pathway; positive regulation of ERK1 and ERK2 cascade; T cell activation
Cellular component (GO): external side of plasma membrane; membrane raft
Molecular function (GO): MHC class II protein binding; protein tyrosine kinase binding
Source: RefSeq, a predicted model, not a curated record
UACAGUUCUAAACCAUGAGGGAACAGGCCGCAGGGAGCAGAGACAUCUGUGCCCCAGAUCCUACAGCACUGAAUACACCAGAGAGACAGGAACAGCAGGAACGACAAGAAAUCAGCAACGCCUGGACAUGAAGAAAAGAUUACAGACACUCAGCAUUUACCUCCUGUAUUUCCAGACAUGUCUGUCUCUGGCAUCCCGCGUCAGGAUAAUAGCCCAGGCUGGAGGCAGCGCCAGUCUGCCCUGUAAUGUGAUGACAGAGGGGGACAUUCUGUGGUACAAGAAUGAACGUCUGCUUGUGAGAUACCAAAAGCUUCAGAAAGAAUAUUUAUACAAGGAUAAAGAGAGUAAUCGUUAUAAUGUCCCUUCUCGCGUCACAAACGACUUGGAAGUGACUGAUGUGAAGCCCUCAGAUUCCGGCACUUUCACUUGUAACAAAGAAAAGAAUGUCAUCAUUCAAACAGUGGACCUUCUUGUCCUCACCGUAUCGGCGUACCCCUCUGCCACUCUGCUUGUAUCAGAGAACCUGAGGCUGACUAUAACUUCGUAUCCUGAGCUGCCUCUUCAGGCCACUUGGUGGAAAGAUGGUAAUUACAUUGGAAUUCAGACGAACCUGAAGAAGAGCAAUGUCCAAACAGAGGACAGUGGGAUUUACAUGUGUCAAGCUAAAAUAGGUGACAAGACUGAAAACAUCAAUACAUCGAUCAAAGUUAAAGGUUUCGCACCAUCUCCAGCCGUGGUGUACAUGUCCAGGAAGAACCCGGUAAAUAUCCCAUUUAUCUUCAAUUUCAAGGCGCGGGAAACAGCUCUGUCCGAUGACGUGAGCAUAGCAGAAGGGAAUGUCACUUACCAAUCCAAGGUGAUUAAAAAACUCACAGUAGACGCGCGGGCUGCGUGCUGGAGUAAGAAGUGCGACUCAAAGGCCCAACCCGGGAAUCCCAACGACCUCACCCUUCAUCUUUCUAAGCCUAUGAGUGGUCAUUAUAGGAUGGACAUUGUUCUAAGGAUCAAUGGUAGAGACAAGAGGCUCUCCAGAGACGUGUGCGUGGCUAAUAUCACAGUGUCCGCGUCACCCGGAAACUUCACAAUGGAGUCUAAUGUCACUCUCCGCUGUAAUGUAACCUGUAUAGACUCCGACGGAAAGCUCUGCUUACAUCAUGCAAACAUAGGACGUGAGAUCUGCGGGCAAGUGGGGAAAAGUACAUUGGCCAAGGAAAUCACAGCUAUGCCAGAGACUGUUGGGAACUGGACCUGCAGUGUACUGGUUGGAGCGGAGAGCAUGGCCAGUGCUAAUCUGAUAUUGGAGGUGCAGCCAGACUUCUUGGACCUGUCUAACUACCUGUUCUGGGUGACAGUCGGCGCCGGAGUCCUCGUGCUCCUCUUAAUUAUCGGCAUCAUUACCAUCAUGAUAGCUCGCCAUCGCAGGGUGCGGCGGGCGAGGUACAGGGCGUGGCUGUUAGAGAACUUGCACCAGCACAGAAGAUGCGAGUGUAAAGGAUUUGCACCCCAGCGGCUAAGAGACAACAUCUGACUGUACCAGCGAAACCUACUGUACAUUGCACCAUUAACUUUUCCCAUGCUGGGAACCUGCAGAACAUUGCACCAUUACCCUGUCACUUGCGGUACACCUGUAGAGCAAUGCUGCAUCCAACCUUCACCUGCUGGGAAUCUGCUGUACAUUGCUCCUAUAACCCGUCAGUUUCUGCAGAACAUUGGUGGUCAUUCCGAGUUGUUCGCUCGCAAGCUGCUUUUAGCAGCAUUGCACACGCUAAGCCGCCGCCUACUGGGAGUGAAUCUUAGCUUAUCAAAAUUGCGAACGAAAGAUUCGCAAUAUUGCGAAAAGACUUCUCUGUGCAGUUUCUGAGUAGCUCGAGACUUACUCUUCCAGUGCGAUCAGUUCAGUGGUUGUCGUUCCUGGUUUGACGCCACAAACACACCCAGCGUUCGCCCAGACACUCCUCCGUUUCUCCAGCCACUCCCGCGUUUUUCCCAGAAACGGUAGCGUUUUUUCAAACACUCCCAUAAAACGGCCAGUUUCCGCCCAGAAACACCCACUUCCUGUCAAUCACAUUCCGAUCUCCAGAACGAAGAAAAAACCUUGUAAUGCCGUGAGUAAAAUACCUAACUGCAUAGCAAAUUUACUUGGCGCAGUCGCAGUGCGAACAUUGCACAUGCGCAAAUAGCGGAAAAUCGCUGCGAUGCGAAGAAAAUUACCGAGCGAACAACUCGGAAUGACCACCAUUGCACCAUUCGGCUCUCAUUGCAAUUUCUUGUUUUCUAUAUAUAUAUAUAUAUAUAUAUAUAUAAAUAAAUGUCAUUACUGUACAAAA